Molecule: messenger RNA, 1358 nt
Organism: Rubroshorea leprosula
Lineage: Eukaryota; Viridiplantae; Streptophyta; Magnoliopsida; Malvales; Dipterocarpaceae
Source: the annotation of a GenBank genome assembly
AGAUCUAUCAGCUCCUAUUUCGAAAUGGCAUCUGCUUUUGCCACAAAGUUUUCCAGAAGAAGGUUGAUUAGGAAAACCACUUCUAAACUGAUGCGAGUCAAACAAAGGGAAGGAGAAUCUCUGAAGAAUUACAUGAGCUGGUUCAAUGAUGCAGUCCUCAAAGUCAGUUCAUUCAACCAAGCUGUGGGAAUUGUGGCUAUCAUUCAAGUUGUCACACCUCAUAAUGAUCCUUUGGUCACUUCCGUUAUGAUUAACAACUGUGAGAGAUAUGAUGGCCCCAUAUACGGAUUCAAUAACCAACCUGUUCAGAUAGAAGGAGUCCUUACCCUUAAUGUUGCUUUUAGGAGCGGCCGAACUUAUGUUACCCUUUUAGUUCGGUUUCUAGUUGUCAAAAUGGCAUCUUCUUUCAAUGCUAUUAUCGGACAACCCACAUUAAUUGAAAUUCGAGCUGUGGUCUCUCAAUCUCACCUCUACAUGAAGUUCCCAACUCCCAUGGGGAUAGCAACACUACGAGGUAACCAGGAGGUGGGUAGACAUUGCUAUAUUACCUCGGUUACAAGGCCUCAAAAAGGCAAAGAGCAGACACUUGAAACCGUUCCCCAACAAAUUCAUGAUACUCAGCAAGUGAUGGGAGUUGAGAUAGUAGAUAACCGACCUGAAGAUAAAACUAGAGCUGCCCUAGUUGAAGAUGUAGAGGAAGUGCAAAUUGAUGACAGAGAUCAAAGUAGGAAGACACAAAUUGGAACUUGGUUGAACCCAAAGGAAAUAGCAGAGCUAAUAGCUCUCCUCCAAGCUAACAAAGAUAACGUGGUGACCAUCGUCUUCCGAGCUCAGAUUAGCAAGAAUCUGGAGGUUUAUAUCGAUGACAUUGUGGUAAAGAGCUUGAAAGCAGAAGAUCAUCUAGCUGACCUCGAUGAAACAUUCCACAACCUCAGAAAGAACAGAAUGCGGUUAAACUCAGGCAAAUGCAUCUUCGGUGUGGAGUUUAGGAAAUUUCUAGGCUUCAUGGUUUCUUGGAGAGGGAUUGAGGUUAACCCAGAAAAGAUCAAAGAAAUAGCCAAGAUGGAACUACCAAAGUCAGUGAAUGACAUACAGAGAUUAACCGGGAGGGUGGCAGAUCUUCAUCGGUUCAUAUCAAAGUCGGUAGAUAAGUGCUUGCCAUUCUUCAAGAUCAUGAGAUCAGCAGCAUAGAAGGAUGAAUCUGGCAAACAGAAGAAGUUUGAAUGGAACCCAGAAUGCCAAGCUACAUUCGAUGAGCUGAAGUCUUAUCUUAGCUCGCCCCCUUUAUUGAUAAAGGCUAUUGAUGGAGAAAUUCUUUAUCUGUAUCUCGGUAUUUCGAAUGAAGCACUUAGUUCUGU